Molecule: messenger RNA, 790 nt
Organism: Paramecium octaurelia
Lineage: Eukaryota; Ciliophora; Oligohymenophorea; Peniculida; Parameciidae
Source: the annotation of a GenBank genome assembly
AUGCAAACACUAAGUCAUUAUGAAGCAAUGGCUGAGGAGGUCAGAAAAAUAAUGAUAUCAGGAAAGCCAAUACCUCCCGAUUAUUAGGAGGUUAUCGAGGAGUUCCUGCCUACUGAAGACAAAUACCCUUCUAGAAGAGUCAUUACUAUUUAUGAAUAUCCAGACAGCAAUCCCGCUUUAUUUUUGGAGAACAAGAGGGGAUUUCGAUUGCAAUUCAUGUUCCUCUUCCUUUCAAAUGAGUUGGCUGCUCAGUAUUGAAAUUUAUUCAAGUAGGUUUUACGAAGACGUUAUGAACAAUGGACCCCUCAAAUGGUAGAUUGCUAGAUUCUAUCUAGAGGUGGCAGAAAAUGUGGUAUUCAUCAAGACCAGAGGACAGAGGGCGACAAAUAUGUUGUAAAAGAUUCAGCAUGGGAUACAGACUCAACCUUUGUGUGUGUUUCAUUAUAAUAUGAAAAUGAGGGUAAUUGAUAUUCAUAAUUGAUAGACACUUUUGCACAUCCUAGAGCAAGGCAAUUGGUGUAUUAGAGUAGUGUGGGGUCCAGCUGUAGACGUGCCUUUGCAUGGAGGAGAUGCAGAAAAGGUGGAGAAUGUAAUUGCAAAGACAGAACCCAAAUUAGAAAUACAGAAGAAGGAGGAGAUGGAGUAGGAAGUUAUAAAGAAAGUUUAGAUCAAUGAAGAGGAGAUCAAAAACAAGAGUUCCUUUUACAUCAAGCCUAUUGAAUAUUACAGUAGAUUAGCAGAGUAGACUGUGCAGAAGUUGAGGGAUGAGAAUCAGAAGAAGAAAGCAUGA